AUGAGUGUAUCUAUUCCGGGGUUCUUUUCAACGCCUAGGGGGCAGCUUCUCGCCACGGCUGUCGUCUCUGGUACAGCUGUCGCCGCACUCAUUCUUGGUUUUCAAGCCCUGGAAAGGGAAGAGCGUCUCUCCGCUUUAAAGAACUCGAUUCCGUCAGUAACUGAUGGAAAGCAUCAUAUAAACAAGCUCAACAGCUUCGGAGCUUCAAAUGAGACCACCGAGGAUAAGGAGGAUGCGCGAAAUCUGGCUCUUGCGCAGCGCGCCCAGGCCGGCGACUUUGACGAAGAGCUUAUUUUAGAACAGCUUGCCCGCAAUCAAGUAUUUCUCACACCAGAGGGACUGGACAAGCUACGCAAAGCCUUUGUGGUGGUGGUCGGAUGUGGCGGCGUGGGAUCUCACUGCACUGCUUCAUUAGCCAGAUCAGGCGUAUCCAAGAUACGCCUCAUUGAUUUUGACCAAGUUACUCUCUCCUCGCUCAAUCGUCACUCCGUGGCGACGCUCGCAGACGUAGGCACGUCAAAGGUCCACUGUCUGCAGAGACGGCUGAUGGCCAUUACACCGUGGGUGCAGUUCGACCUGCGGCAACAAAAGUUUGACGGCGACGUGGCGACUGAACUUCUGGGGCCUUGGAAAGACGGACAGAAACCUGAUUUCAUUAUCGACGCCAUUGACAACAUCGAAACCAAGGUCGCCCUGCUCAAGUACUGCCACGACAACAAGCUCCCUGUCAUCAGCUCCAUGGGCGCCGGCUGCAAAGCCGACCCUACCAAGAUCAUCAUUGGCGAUAUUGGUAAUAGUACCGACGAUGGGCUGUCUCGAGCUACGCGAAGACGCCUCAAGCUCCUGGGCAUCACAAAGGGCAUCCCGGUAGUGUAUUCUACCGAGCAGUCGGGCGAAGGCAAGGCAGAGCUGUUGCCACUCGACCAGACCGAAUUUGAAAAGGGGUCCGUCGGCGAUCUCGGCGUGAUGCCCAACUUUCGCGUGCGUAUCCUGCCCGUGUUGGGCACCAUGCCCGCCAUCUUUGGCAUGACGGUCGCCAACCACGUCAUCCUGAGCAUCACGGGCUACCCGGUCGACUAUGCGCCGGCCAAAGGCCGCGACAAGAUGUAUGACGGCAUCGUCAACUACGUCCAGAGCACAGAAGAGAAGCUGGCGCGGCUAUUCGCGCCCGACCUCGUCGGGCUGCGAUCGCCCAUCACGGUCGGCGACGUGGCCUUUUUGGCCGAGGAGCUGUAUCACGCCCGCAGCAUCAUCACCGGUAUCCCGACCCGCCUCGUGCUGAUCCGUUGGCGGCGACCGGAGGCAAUCAACGUGUCCGUCAUCGGACAAGGCACCGCCGAGGAGCAAAAGUGCUCGACCAUUCGACUGCGCGACCUUGUGUGCAUGACAAGGGACGAGGCGGCCCGCCACGAAAAGCAAAUAUUCAAGGCUGGGGUACCGCUGGAGGAUGUGUACGAUGCCGAGACGAUUGACAGGGUCGAAAGAAAGAUGGCUCAGGCGGCGGAGUACGAAAAGUACCGGUGGUGA
This is a messenger RNA of Beauveria bassiana ARSEF 2860, 1527 nucleotides long. Its product is annotated as ubiquitin-protein ligase molybdopterin-converting factor. NCBI's taxonomy places the organism in Eukaryota, Fungi, Ascomycota, Sordariomycetes, Hypocreales, Cordycipitaceae. Gene Ontology annotation, cellular component: mitochondrial outer membrane. The record is from RefSeq and is a predicted model, not a curated record. The transcript is spliced from 2 exons. Gene Ontology annotation, biological process: cyclic threonylcarbamoyladenosine biosynthetic process. Bases 1 to 1527 code for a protein of 508 amino acids. Gene Ontology annotation, molecular function: tRNA threonylcarbamoyladenosine dehydratase activity; ubiquitin-like modifier activating enzyme activity.